This is a messenger RNA of Globicephala melas (long-finned pilot whale), 3039 nucleotides long. RefSeq names its product MRE11 homolog, double strand break repair nuclease (gene MRE11). Gene Ontology annotation, molecular function: 3'-5'-DNA exonuclease activity; manganese ion binding; single-stranded DNA endonuclease activity. Gene Ontology annotation, biological process: telomere maintenance; meiotic DNA double-strand break formation; mitochondrial double-strand break repair via homologous recombination. Lineage: Eukaryota; Metazoa; Chordata; Mammalia; Artiodactyla; Delphinidae. The record is from RefSeq and is a predicted model, not a curated record. Gene Ontology annotation, cellular component: site of double-strand break; Mre11 complex; nucleus.
UAUCGCGAGAGAAGGAGGUGCUUUUUCUCUCCCGCUUAAUUCAGGUUUAUGGCCAAGCUGCUUCUCAGGCGGUGCUGUUGCUUUUCUUCUCAAGAAUCUCCCUCCUUCUUACCGGAAUUUGGAAUCGAGUGAGUUUUCUGACGUGUUUGAGCACAGGACCCAGGGGUACUUCGAGAGAGAAGUGGUCCUGGAGGAGCUGGACUGAUCAUAGAAAUGAGUCCUGCAGAUGCUCUCGAUGAUGAAAAUACAUUUAAAAUCUUAGUUGCAACAGAUAUUCAUCUGGGAUUUAUGGAAAAAGAUGCCGUCAGAGGAAAUGAUACGUUUGUAACACUUGAUGAAAUUUUAAGACUUGCCCAGGAACAUGAUGUGGAUUUCAUUUUGUUAGGGGGUGAUCUUUUUCAUGAAAAUAAACCCUCAAGAAAAACAAUACAUAACUGCCUCGAGUUAUUAAGAAAAUAUUGCAUGGGGGAUCGUCCUGUACAGUUUGAAAUUAUCAGCGAUCAGUCAGUCAACUUCGGUUUUAGUAAGUUUCCAUGGGUGAACUACGAAGAUAGCAAUCUCAACAUUUCAAUUCCUGUGUUUAGUAUUCACGGCAAUCAUGAUGAUCCUACGGGGGCAGACUCACUCUGCGCCCUGGAUAUUUUAAGUUGUGCUGGAUUUGUAAAUCACUUUGGACGUUCAAUGUCUGUGGAGAAGAUAGACAUUAGUCCGGUUUUGCUUCAAAAAGGAAGCACAAAAAUUGCUCUAUAUGGCUUAGGAUCCAUUCCAGAUGAAAGGCUCUAUCGAAUGUUCGUCAACAAAAAAGUGACAAUGUUGAGACCAAAAGAAGAUGGGAACUCUUGGUUUAACUUAUUUGUGAUUCAUCAGAACAGGAAUAAACACGGAAGAACUAACUACAUUCCAGAACAGUUUUUGGAUGACUUCAUUGAUCUUGUUAUCUGGGGCCAUGAACAUGAGUGUAAAAUAGCUCCAACCAAAAAUGAACAACAGCUCUUUUACGUAUCACAACCUGGAAGCUCAGUGGUCACUUCUCUUUCCCCAGGAGAAGCUGUAAAGAAACACGUUGGUUUGCUGCGUAUUAAAGGAAGGAAGAUGAACAUGCAGAAAAUUCCUCUCCGCACAGUGCGGCAGUUUUUCGUGGAGGAUGUCGUUCUGGCUGAUCAUCCAGACAUUUUUAACCCCGAUAAUCCUAAAGUAACCCAAGCCAUACAAAGCUUCUGCUUGGAGAAGAUUGAAGAAAUGCUUGAAAAUGCAGAACGGGAACGUCUGGGAAAUUCUCGACAGCCAGAGAAGCCUCUUAUACGACUGCGAGUGGACUAUAGUGGAGGCUUUGAACCGUUCAGUGUUCUUCGCUUUAGCCAGAAAUUUGUGGACCGGGUAGCUAAUCCAAAAGAUGUUAUCCAUUUUUUCAGGCGUAGAGAACAAAAGGAAGACACGGGAGAAGAGAUCAACUUUGGGAAGUUCAUCACAAAACCUUCAGAAGUAACAACUCUAAGGGUAGAAGACCUUGUGAAACAGUAUUUUCAAACCGCAGAGAAGAACGUGCAGCUCUCACUUCUAACAGAAAGGGGAAUGGGUGAAGCAGUACAAGAAUUUGUGGACAAGGAAGAAAAAGAUGCCAUAGAGGAAUUAGUGAAAUAUCAGUUGGAAAAAACACAGCGAUUUCUUAAAGAACGUCAUACUGAUGCCCUAGAAGAUAAAAUCGAUGAAGAGGUACGUCGUUUCAGAGAAAGCAGACAGAAGAACGAAGAAGACGAUGAAGUCCGAGAGGCCAUGAGUAGGGCCAGAGCCCUCAGAUCUCAGUCAGAGGAAGCUGCUUCCGCCUUUAGUGCUGAUGACCUUAUGAGUAUAGAUUUGGCAGAACAGAUGGCUGAUGACUCUGAUGACAGCAUCACAGCAGCAGCCAACAAAGGAAGAGGCCGAGGAAGAGGCCGGAGAGGAGGAAGAGGGCAGAAUCCAGUGUCAAGAGGAGGAUCUCAGAGAGGAAGAGCAGGCGCUGCUCUGGAGACUUCUACUCCAGGCAGAAGUUCAAAGGCCACUACGUCAACAUCUAGAAAUAUGUCUAUUAUAGAUGCCUUUAAAGCUGCAAGACAGCAGCCCUCCCAAAAUGUUGCUACUAAGAAUUAUUCAGAGGUGAUUGUGGUAGGUGAGUCAGAUACGGAAGAAGACAUUUUUCCUACGACUUCCAAAGCUGAUCAAAGGUGGUUGAGCACUUCAUCAUCGAGCAAACACACGUCCCGGAGCAAAAUCACUAAAGGGGUUGAUUUUGAAUCAGAUGAGGAUGAUGAUGAUCCUUUUAUGAACCUUAGUUCUGUAAGAAGAAACAGAAGAUAAUAUAUUUAAUGGCAGUUUGAAGUUUUCAAGAUUCAGGAAAAAUCGAAACGUUGCAAACUACGAGUUUACCAGUUGAAGAUGUUUUGAGUAUUGCUGUUAACUGAAGAAUUUGAAUGAUUCUUACUUAACAGAGAAACUAAUGUAUAAAAAUUUACGUUUUUGAAUAUCAUUUCCUGAACAUGACUUCAUUAUUUGAGAAACUUCCCAGCUCAAGGGCAUAUAGAAUAGCAUUGGUUUUCCUUAUUUUUUAAUCUGGUUGUUAACAUUACCUGUUCUAUAAAUGCUCCAUACAACUUAGAAUGUUGUUUUUCUGACAUACAUCAGUAUAUGUCUUACCGAGUGAGAGCUUUGCUUAAAUACAGUCUUGAGUAAGGACUAAAAUAAAUCUACCAUUGUAUGUUUCUGCUUUAUAAUCAAAGACUGUGCCAGUAUUUUAAGGUUAUUAUAUUUAGCCAAAGUUGAGGAAAAGAGCUUAUAGAAUCUAGUCCUUUUUAUAAUUUUCGUAAUUUCUAGACAUCCUGGAUUUCCUGCAGGUAAAACAAUUUAUAUGAAACGGUGCCUAAGCUCACUGUCUGUUACUCAGUAUAUGUUCUUUUUCUAAUGCUUGUGAUAGUAUCAGCCAGAAACUUUGAAUGAUUACAUAUACCCUAUACUUUGAAUAAUUAGAUAUAAGUUUGUAUCAAAAAAUAAAGUCUGUCAGAAUUA